GGGAAAUAUGCUGGAGGCAUUUGUUGGAUGUUCACUGGAGCAUCAGAGUUCCGACCGUCGCAGCUCCUUUGUUCUAGCUGAGCUGGAAAACGGCUAACAUGCUGCCAGACGCCUACGGGUGUGCUGUGGCGAACAGGUUCGGGAAUCUUCUGGAUGAUGACACGGAUCCUUUCGACUUGAUCAACGAAGUGGAAUCAGAAAAGACGAAGAAGAAAAAGAAGAAGAAGGAAGAGGAGGAGAAGAAAGCAAAGCAGAAAAAACCUGGUCAGAAGGAAUCCCAAAGGGACCGACGCCUCCCUAUGGCCCUGGAAGUUCAAGAGCCGGUUCCAGUCCGUAGGCAGCUACCACGUCCUGCACCUGUGUCUGAGAGUGGGGAGGGCAGAGAAGAAGCCCAGAAGAAAGCUGCUGCUGGGCAGCGUAGGGCCAACCAAGAGGAACCCCCACAGGAGUUUUCAGUUUCUAGGCUUUCCUAUAAUUCAGACUUUGAUCUCAGAGGCAAAGGGGGGAUCAAAGGUAGGAGAGCAGGAAGAGCUGGAGGAAAUGCAAGGAACCCGGACUACUUUAUUCUGAGGGGCAAAAGGGAAUACGAUCGGCACAAUGGAACAGGUAUACCUCCUGACGAUAAGAGAGGAGGAAGAGGAGCUUGGAACUGGGGCUCUGUUGAAGAAGCUGCAAGUGAAUUCAUGGACGUGAUAUCUCCAAUCAAAUCUGAGGAGUCCCAGAUAUCUGUAGAGGAAGACAAUCCGAAUCAAGCAACGGAGGAGGAGGGAGAGAUGUUAGUCCAGGUUGCUAUGGAGAUGACCCUGGAUGAAUGGAAGGCCAUGCAGGAGAUGAAUCGUCCCAAAGCAGAAUUUAAUAUCCGCAAAGCAGAAGGCAAGAUUCCCUCCAAAGCCAAGGUCAUCCACGAGUCAAAGCAUGUGGAGACCAUCAAGGUAAAUAUGGAAGAUGAAGGAAACUUCCUUCGCAGAUCUGUGAAUGAUAUCACCUCCCUCUUGGACAUCAAUUUUGGGAGCCUUGGACGUCCCACUCAUGGGGGCCGAGGAAGAGGAGCACGUGGUGGUCCUAGCAGGCGCCCAGAGAGUGUCAAACCAAUAUUGGAGAGGGAGGAGGAUCAUCUGGCACCUAACCCAGAUGACCCAGAAGACUUCCCAGCACUAUCAGCAGGGAGAUAACAGAGUAAAACCUUAUCUCCUAAUGUGUCACAUUUAUUGUGUUUUUGUUUUUGAGGUUUUGGGUUCAAUUGCACUGAAUACACUGUUCAAUAAAUAAUUAUUUUG
Neolamprologus brichardi is the source of this 1277-nucleotide messenger RNA. Its product is annotated as intracellular hyaluronan-binding protein 4-like. Gene Ontology annotation, biological process: positive regulation of translational initiation; positive regulation of RNA splicing. Gene Ontology annotation, molecular function: RNA binding. NCBI's taxonomy places the organism in Eukaryota, Metazoa, Chordata, Actinopteri, Cichliformes, Cichlidae. Gene Ontology annotation, cellular component: cytoplasm; nucleus. The record is from RefSeq and is a predicted model, not a curated record.